GGGGACUAGAGUCCUCUAUCUAUCUCUAUGGAUAGGGGGACAGGGAGACUGGAUAGGCAGUUGGUUUUGGGGAUUCGCACUGUUGACCCGACGUCACAAUCGGUGGGGGUUAUAAAAAUCCCCUGCAUUUAUACUGCAGUCAUUCGCAGUGAGAAAAGCCAUAGACAAAGCAGUCACACCGUACAUAAUUGGAACAGAGACAGCCAACAAAAUGACGACUGUUUACAUUGGAUUCCUUCUCCUUGCCAUGCUUUUUUCAUCACAGGUCCAUGCGCAAAACACUACCACACAGUCCCUUCCUACGAAUGUGACCAUGCUCAACGUCAGUACCACGAACGUCAGUACCACGAACGUCAGUACCACGAACGUCAGUACCACGAACGCCAGUACCACGAACGCCAGUACCACGAACGCCAGUACCACGAACGCCAGUACCACGAACGCCAGUACCACGAACGCCAGUACCACGAACGCCAGUACCACGAACGCCAGUACCACGAACGCCAGUACCACGAAUGCCAGUACCACGAACGUCUCCAUUCCUCAAGGAGCCAGUGUGACCUUGCAGUCCAGUGCAUUCACGCUCCUCAUCCCUGUGGUGGGCUCGCUCCUACAGGGCUGCUUCUAGAGGGUUCAUCUGUACUGAACAAAAGCCAAGACUAACAUCGGCAGCCUAGAUGUGCAAAUGUUUUACAAAGAGCACAUUAAUUCUUGGAAGGUAGCCAUUUGGCACCUAAGCUGUGGGAUUCGGUGGCACGGGCAAAAACACUUUUCUUUGUGCUCGCUCCUCCUGGCUGCUUCAAACCGUAGGCCUACACUCUGCUCACUGGACAAGCCCAUGGCUUGGCAACAAGCUGUCUCACUGCAGAAUGGAACAUUUGUCCAUAUACCUUUACGGUUUAGGCAUUAAUUCACAAAUGGGUAAGGUUUGGGAUAGGAUUAAGUCAUUUAAAGUGCCUGGCACUGGGAUUGAACACAUGACUAAUUCAUGGUAAUAGUGCUCACCGUUGCCCCUUGUGGCCAAUUUUGAAGUAAUCUCCUGACAUCCUGCUUACCUGGAAAGAUGUCUAAUUUUGCAGUGGUUCUUUAGUGACCUGGCUGUUGCCUCCAUGGAGGCAGGCCAUGAGGCUCUAUUAAACUCUAUUCUUUGACUCAAUAUUGUGUAAUUGCAGACCGCAAUUCAUGGGGUUUCUGGGUAUCAGGAGAAGCAUAUUGGUGCAUGCUUUUCCUGGUAAAACACCCUGAAUUUGUCCGUUCUGGUGUUGAGACCGUUUCUUGACAUUUGUUUACAUGGCAGGUAAGGAUAAUUAACGUGGCCGGUUAGGUGACUUGGUGUGCCAGGUUAGGAGAAUGAGGUAAAGGGUUUGCUUUAGAUACUGUUGUCCCCAACGUGAACUACAUGGCCACGGACCAGUGGUGCGCGUCAAUGGGUGUAACUUGAUUUCAAGAAACGCCCCUACUCCUUUGCUUCACUUGGUCCCACUGUUCCUGAUUUCAGACGGCAGAGUUUAACUUGUGUACAUUCUGGCUGUGCCUGGGGAAAUCAGCAACUGUUUGAGGUGCAUUGGAAAAUAACAGCCUAUAUUUGUCUGAUCUGUGGCACUUGUGUCCUUAACAGUGCUAUUCUUAAUCCUGCAACUGCAAUGGAUACUUUGUCAGAGGCUUGAUGUAGCCUACACUUGUGAUAAACUUAUUGAAUUUUAUAUUGUAAACAUGUGACUUAUGUAAGUCAGUGAUGCUUUUAGAUCUCUUUGUAUGUCAGGUUCAAUAAAGCUUUGAAAUGUG
Oncorhynchus keta (chum salmon) is the source of this 1785-nucleotide messenger RNA. RefSeq lists its product as uncharacterized. The transcript is spliced from 2 exons. Bases 28 to 663 code for a protein of 211 amino acids. NCBI's taxonomy places the organism in Eukaryota, Metazoa, Chordata, Actinopteri, Salmoniformes, Salmonidae. The record is from RefSeq and is a predicted model, not a curated record.